CGAGAGACCAACACUUAUUUGAAUUUGGAGAGAAAGUGAAUAAACUUUUACGACGUCUCGUAUACAAAUGUUUAUUUUCUGUAGUUGUGACAUGAAAUUACUGGGUUUCUUCGUGUGGACUUACGUGAAAUAAUUAUAAAUGCAGUGUAUUUAUACUAUAGAAAUAUUUGUUAUGAAUUAAUCUGUGUAGAAUUUAAAUUUUGAAGAAAUGUAAAAUAAAAAAAAAUGUAAAUGAAUUGGAUACAGUUAUGGAAAGUGAUGGCAACGAAGAUGCGAGUUUUGAUAUUUCAUUAAUUUCAUUACGAGACACAUUUAUAAAUGGAAGUGAAUAUUUGGAUUUGCUUUAUUUUAAUUCAAUUGCAGUUAGUAUUUCAGGGAACUGGCGAAAAUACGGCAAAAAGCACUCAAAAGCGUAUAGAUGACAGCAAGGAAGCAAUUGAAACUAAAGAUUAUGAACACAAACCAUUAGAAUUCUUAAUAAAACAUAACAAAAAUGAAGCAACAGACUACUUUUUACCCCCUGUUUUUACUGAUCAUGAAGAAAAUGAGGAAGACGAGGAAGAAGAGGGCACAUAUUUAGAUUAUUAUGACCCUAAAGAUGCUAACUAUAAAGAUUCUCCAGAUUUAGCGACAGCAAAGUCUAAUGUAAAUCAAGACAAUCUACCAUUAGACGAUAAAAUACCGCUGCACACGACAAAAGAUAAUUUGCCAAUAUUUCUAUUGGAACCGGAAAAUACAUAUGUUUUUAAAAACAAACCAGCAACUUUGCAGUGUCGUGCUGCCAACGCUUUAGAAGUAUAUUUCAAAUGUAAUGGCGUAAAAAGUCACCCCGAACAAUUUGAGUUCGUUGAUCCGCAAACAGGAGUGAGAAUAAUUGAAGGUGAGCAUAAAGUGACCAGAGAGAACGUUGAAGAGUAUUUCGGAAGCGAGAAGUACCAAUGUUCUUGCUUCGCAUGGACCAGUAGGGGGCACAUUAGAAGCCAAUCGGCCACCAUUGAGCUUGCAUAUAUAAAGAAGCAUUUCACACUGGCUCCUGAAACGCAAUUAGUGAAGCAGUACAUGCCAGCUACGUUCCGCUGCGAGCCACCUCCUGCAGCGCCAUUUGCUCAACUGUACUGGCUUAAGAACGGCGCUCCCGUAGUAGCUGAUGACAAUGUACAGAUUUCUAAGGAGGGUGAUCUGCUCAUCAAACGCGUGUCAUUAUUGGAUAUGGCAAAUUAUACGUGUGUGGCGGAGAAUUUAGCGGGAAAAAGAAUAUCGGAGCCUGCUCAGUUAAAAGUCGUUGUAAACGGUGGAUGGACUACAUGGACGUCAUGGAGCGACUGCUUCUGUUCUCGAGAAGGUCGAGAGAGGAGAUCGGGUAGACGACGAGAGAGGUCUUGCACCGCACCACCUCCUCUUCACGGAGGUCAACCGUGUAUGGGGCCAGAUGAACAGAAGACUCAAGACUGUUUGGAUUGUGAUUUAGAUUUGUAUGUCGAUGGUAUAGAUGGAUUAGCUGAUGAUUCCUCCAGUAUUUUAUUAGAUCGUUGGUCACAAUGGUCCGAAUGGUCACCAUGUGACUCCGACUGUCUUCAAGGUAGGAGACGUCAUUGCCUCAGUGGUACGAGAAAACCUUGCACUGGUACUGACUAUCAGGUUGCUCAGUGUCCGAUGUGUGUUAGAACUUCCAAGUCUGCUCUUAUUAACGAUGGGUCAUCUUAUUGGCCGCUCUUGAUGGCUUUGUCAAUUGCGUUUCUCAUAUUUAUUGUUAGUGUAAUAUUGGGAAUUAAGUAUAUGAAGAUUAAGAUGACUGAAAAUUCACCAUACGCGAAACCUCCUUCAAGUACAAAUUACUUUGGCAAUGUAAUAAAAAGGACUUUAACAAAUCAACCAGAUUUAACUAUACACGAAGAGUUUCAUACAAUUGAUUCUAGACGUACACAUAGACACAUGAGCACGUCUACUAACACACGAAAUGAACAUCUAUAUGAAGUACCACAACUGGCUAACAGUUACAUCUCCCCAAUUGACCAUGAGGUAAGGGCUGAGAGACGCAUUCAACUUGAUCGGUUCGCUUGCAAGGAUACUGUCCAGUCGGAUCGAUCUGACUCUAGUUGCUUUUUGAGUUCGGGGUCGUCAUAUGGCAAUGAAAGUAUAGAUAUGAAUCAAUCAUUAAGGAAUAAUGCUUCAGUCGAUUCUAAAUUCAUAAAUCCUAAGCAUUUGGAGACUGCUACAUCUAGAAUAAUAUCAAAUGAGGGUGGAUUGUUAAAUUUAGACAAAUGCGGUGUAAAUCUAUUCGUGCCAGAUGGGGUUGUGGAGAAAGGUGAAGAGUUAUUCUCUGUUGAGGUCACAGACGAAGACUGGAAUAGACCAAUGUUGCAGGAAGAUGAAACACAACUUAGCCCAGUUAUCCGUUGUGGACCGAAAAACUUCCAUUUCCAAAAAGGGGUGGUCCUUUCCUUUCCGCAUUGCGCGUCUCUGAAGAACACCAGUUGGCUACUAUCGAUUCUGCAGAAACCCGAAGAGAUCAACUCGAGGGAAUGGCGAAAAGUUUUAACUCUCGGCCAAGAAACACCCGGGACCCCGUUGUUUGCCCAAGUCGACCCCUCUAAAGUUUACCUGGUAUGCGAGUUCCUAAGCGACUUUGUUUUAGUCGGCCGAAGUUUCAACGGUCUAGACGCCAAGUUAUUAAAGAUUGCUCUAUUCAUCUCCAAAAGAAUGGACGAUAAUUAUUAUAGUUUGAAAGUUCAUGUGUUCAACGAUACGCCUUAUGCUGUGUACGAUUGUUUGGAAGACGAAAGGAGGGUAGGGUGUACUUUGCUCACCGAACCGAAAAUAGUUUAUUUCCAGCAGAGUUGUUCUGAUUUAUGCUUCAAUAUUCGGGAUGUGGGGGACGGAUGGAAAAUACAUUCAGGAGGUAAGUAUCAAGAGUUACCAUAUUCGGAGAUCUGGAACAUGGGCGUUAGGUCAAUGCACUGUAUAUUCGUUCUGCAGCAAACAGACUCGAUUAACUGUCUGGAACUAAACAUGUCUGUGUAUCAAAAACAGAAGCAAUCGAAUUCUGUUAAUUUCAAUCUUAAAACGAAUGAUUUGAAUUCGAAUUCCUGUAAUAAGCGUUUUAGUUAUUCGGGCGUGGAAACGAAUUGUACUGUUAAUAUUCUUGAGAACCCUUUCAAUUAUUCGUCACUGUCUAAAAAGGAGAGCCGUUACAAUUUUGCGUUUAAGAACGAUGGUGUUCAUCGACUUAACUUCACAGACAAUAACUAUAAAACUAAUGUACUGACUAAAUCUGAUAGGGUAAUAUUAUGCAAAUUAUUAGACUCCCAGUCACCUAAAGGUAAUGAUUGGCGAUUGUUUGCUGAGAAAUUGAAACUGAAUUCGUAUUACUAUUAUUUUUCUAACACAUGCUCGCCAACGGAGAAUAUUUUAAACUUGUGGUUGUGUCGUAACAACGAUGUCAAUAUGUUGGUUAAUUUGUCUAGGAUAUUUAGAGAAAUGUCUAGAAUCGACUGUGCUACUGUUGUGGAAAGGAGAUGUUAUACAAAUUAAAUUAGCUAUGUAAUUAACAAUUAUUUAUGCAAUAAUAUCGAGUCAAUACAAGCGUCUAAAAUGUAUGUUUUAUUAUCACCGAUAAUAAUUAUGUUAGUGGAAACAGACUAACUAUAUAUGUUUUAUAUAAACAGUAAUGUCAAUAUUAGCAUAUUAGUUAUAUAUGUUUUAUUGUACUCAAUAGUUAUAAUGUUAAUAAAAAUAUUUAUCUUCACUCUGAACUUUAUAUACUCUAUAGAUUCAUUUUAGUAUUCACAGUGCGUUUCUGUGAUUGUCUUUAUAAAAGAUUUAAUAAUAUUCAAUUACUUUUGUUACUUCUAAGUAGUACUUACUUUUACCACUAUUAUUUUGUUUAUCUACACGUAUGGUUAUACUUAGUAAAUUUUAGUGUAAGAAAUAUUUAGAGCUUUUACAAUAAAUCACACGUUUUCAAUUGUCUACGUUGGUUGGCCUAUUCUAGUCUGUUUAUUAUAAAGUGCUUAAAGAUUUAUAGAAUAUAUUAUUAUAUUAGUUGUAUAUAAUUAUGUAACAGAUGUAUUGUUUAGAUAAGAGAAAUUAUAUUAUAAGGU
Achroia grisella is the source of this 4100-nucleotide messenger RNA. Its product is annotated as netrin receptor UNC5C-like. Gene Ontology annotation, cellular component: membrane. Gene Ontology annotation, biological process: netrin-activated signaling pathway; motor neuron axon guidance. The transcript has 13 exons. Bases 319 to 3531 code for a protein of 1070 amino acids. The record is from RefSeq and is a predicted model, not a curated record. Lineage: Eukaryota; Metazoa; Arthropoda; Insecta; Lepidoptera; Pyralidae. Gene Ontology annotation, molecular function: protein binding; netrin receptor activity.